GUCAGCGUGUGCCACGCUGAGGCAGGUCGGCGUUGCAUAGCCUUGCGCCUGUCGCAGUUCUCGAGCUGGCCCACAGCAACUUCGACUGCGCACUAGAGGUCACGCCGAUUGGAGGUGUGACGCAACCGUCAUGUGAGCCUGAGGCUUGGACAGCCAGGGUCUAGCUAUUACUAUCAACUUUCGCCUGGCACCUAACAACAUUCUUGACAACAUAUUGCAACCAUGGGAAGACGUGACGACUCCCCACCACAAAGGCGUCCUGAGCCCAGCUACCGCUUCGAUAGCUACGAAGACGGCAAGCCAAAAUGGGCGCCUCAGACCCCAACAGAAGAUCCUAGGGACAACCGCGACCAUCGCGAUCGCGACGACCGACGAGAAUCACGGCGACACAGAGAGCGCUACGAAGAUGCACCUCCUCCACCAAAAGAGAGUCGCCCGCGCCCACGCAGAAGAAACUCCUCCGGAUCUGAUUCUGGUUCCGAUGGUCGCCCGGCCAAACCACCGCGGCGAAGCAACACACAGCGCGAUCGACGCCCACGGGAUCGCGAUCAGUACGACUCAUACGACGAGCACCCACGCCGAGACGACCGUCGUCGCGACAACCGUGGCUACGUGAGCGACGACAGGCACAAUCGACCUCGCAAAGAUUACGACGACCGGGAGCGCAGAGAUCGACGUCAUGAUGACCGCGACAGAAGCAGGGACCGGAGCAGAGACCGCUAUGAUGACAGGGAUCGCGACAGGCGACGAGAUGACAGAGACCGAAGGGACCGCUACAAAGACGAUCGCCGAGACGACCGCCAUCGCGACGACCGGCGAGAUGAGCGAAGGAAGUCUACACCCUACGACGCUCUCUUCUCCAUGCUGGCCAACUCGGGCUCGGGCAGCAGCUCUCGGCGCGACGACAGAGACCGACGAGACCGCUACGAUGAUCGCGACCAUGAUCGCAGGGACAGAGAUGUCAGAUCUGGGCAGCCCGAGUGGCAGAAGCAGGCUAUGAGCAUGUUCACAGCUUAUGCGUUGCCUAUGAUCAAGAAGGAAGGCACCAAGUACCUGCAAAAGCAGGCUGGCAACAUGAUGGGAGGGAAGAAGCGUUAGGAGCGCAGGAGCCGAACCUUGUGAUUGCAUGGCGUUGCGGCAUCUCAGCGUUUGGG
This is a messenger RNA of Boeremia exigua, 1154 nucleotides long. RefSeq lists its product as uncharacterized. The transcript has 3 exons. The record is from RefSeq and is a predicted model, not a curated record. The coding region runs from base 223 to 1098 and encodes 291 amino acids. Lineage: Eukaryota; Fungi; Ascomycota; Dothideomycetes; Pleosporales; Didymellaceae.